CAUUUUAUUUUGGCUGGCAGCUUCUCUUUGCAUGUCCAAAUCUGAUCAGGGUAAAUCUGUAGGUGCUUGAAAAUGCAUUUCAAUUUUUGAUGUUGGAGUGCACUUUCUGGAAAUAAAUAGCCUUUUUGCUCUGUUGUCUGGUUAUGUUAAGACGACAGGCGCGCAGGUUCAGGUGGCAGGAGACAUGCUGCCGGACUCUACGGAGAGGGCUGUCACAAUCUCUGGCACGCCGCAGGCCAUCACUCAGUGUGUACGACACAUCUGCUCCAUCAUGCUGGAGUCUCCUCCAAAAGGAGCAACUAUUCCCUACCGUCCAAAGGCCAUACCUGCUGGAGCCCAUGCAGUAUUAGCACAGCAGCACUCUGCACAAGCUUUUGCACUUCCUGGGCCGUAUGCUUUUGCGCAUCAAGAUUUGACCAAGCUUCACCAGUUGGCUAUGCAGCAUAUCCCCCUCCCUUCCCUUGGGCAGAGCAACCCUACCUUCCCUGGAUUGGAAGCUUCUGUCCCUACAAGUUCACAGGAGCUGGCAAUACCUAAUGAUUUUAUUGGCUGCAUAAUUGGAAGACAAGGCAGCAAGAUCAAUGAAAUCCGCCAGGUCUCUGGAGCCCACAUCAAAAUUGCCAGUGCCACUGAUGGCUCAGCCAUGCGCCAAGUCACGAUCACAGGAUCACCGGCAAGCAUCAGCGUGGCCCAGUACCUCAUCAGUGCCAGUUUAGAGAUGGCUAAAUACACCAUGCAGGCUGCGUCUUCUGGGACCCCAAUUGACCUCAACAUGAGCUACUCACAGUCCGUUCCCACCGCAUCCAACGCUGCUACCUCUAUUGCCGUACUGGCGGCCACCGCCCAGGCCCCCGCCGGCAUUAAUGUCCACGCUCCCUCCACUUUACCAACCAUUCAAACCCCACACUACUCUGUCCCUGUUUCCAGUCUGCUUGGCAUGAAAACAUUCCCCGUACUGGCUGUCCACCCAGCAGCUGCUACUAGCCUAACACAGGGUCUAGCCCAUUACACUGCAAAAAUACCCACCUCAGGUGUCAAAAAGUCUGAGCGGCAGAAGUUUGCUCCAUAUUGAAUCCACCUUUCAUGCCCAAGUCAGUUUACUUGUCUGAUAUCAUUACUGAAAUGGAUAACAAACCUUGCUUACACAUGUACGCAAGCUUUACCAAUGUACCAAUGUUUCCAUGAAUCAGGAGUGUAGAGGUAUCAUUAUUGAAGUAGGCAAAAGAGGUGGGUAUUAACUCAGUAUUUCAUUGCAUAAUAUGCAAUGUGUUAACUCAGGCUUGCAUUUGAACCCUAGAAAUAAAACACUUUUCUAAUGGUUUCAUGUCGAAGAGCUUUAUCUGAAGAGUUGUUUUCUUGAUAUGCAAAUGUUUACAUAGUUUUCUAUCUGUGUACCUAGAUCCUUUUUUGAUAGAAAAUUCCAUUUUUGUAGGCUGCAGGCUGGUAAAGGAUUUGUCUUGUUUAAAGUAGUGGGGCGUGUUUAGUCAAAUUAAUAAGGUUUGCUCCAUUUUUCUGUCAUAUUUCCUUCCACUAUAGGCUUUCAUCAGGGCUAACAGGCUUGGGUGUUCUGUAGUAGCAUUGCGCUGUUGCAGUUCUGAUGGGAUUAUCCUAAAGCCACAUUGGAUUCUACUGGAAUUCACUCUGCACAGUAAUCCUGUAGAGCAGGACUGGUCCAAACAACUCAUUUAUUGUUUCUGCUUGGUUAUUGUUCACUUCCCACACAAAUCAUUAACUAUUUCUGUCACAAACUGACAGCAGCACAGUCAUUGUAAUACAUGUUUGUACU
Messenger RNA from Entelurus aequoreus (snake pipefish), 1786 nucleotides. Its product is annotated as poly(rC)-binding protein 3-like. The coding region runs from base 185 to 1072 and encodes 295 amino acids. The transcript is spliced from 7 exons. Gene Ontology annotation, molecular function: mRNA binding. Lineage: Eukaryota; Metazoa; Chordata; Actinopteri; Syngnathiformes; Syngnathidae. The record is from RefSeq and is a predicted model, not a curated record. Gene Ontology annotation, cellular component: cytoplasm; nucleus. Gene Ontology annotation, biological process: negative regulation of mRNA splicing, via spliceosome.